Molecule: messenger RNA, 3942 nt
Organism: Rubroshorea leprosula
Lineage: Eukaryota; Viridiplantae; Streptophyta; Magnoliopsida; Malvales; Dipterocarpaceae
Source: the annotation of a GenBank genome assembly
GUUCCACAAUCACCAUCGAUUCCGAUAUCGAAUUCUUUCUGUGUUCUUCCACUUUCGCUAUCCAUGUCCGAUUUCAGUCCACUCUAGGGUUUCAUCCACCACAGAAUGGUCGAGAAACCGCCGACAAGGCCUCUCACGCCGCAGGACUGGGAAGCCUUGAUCGACGACUUCCAGUACGGAGGUUCCCGCCGCGAGAAAUGGAGCUCCCUCUACCCAACCCCUGUACUCCUCGACCUCGCCUUCUCCUCCCUCCUCCGGAAGGACUUCCCUCUCAAGAUCCCUCUCCUUGUCUUCCUCGAAGAGUUCUCCCUCACGCUUUUCAACGAUCCCGUGCAUUUGGACCGUCUCGUCGAAUUGCUUACAGUCAUCGUCCAAUCUCCCCUCGAUAACAUCCACAUCACCUACGCUUUGAAGGAGCAGAUGAUGGUGUCGGCGACCUCUAUCUUGAUCUCGAUCAAUUCGUUUGAGGAGUUUGACGUUCGUUUUACGGAGAAUGUGGUGGAGUUGUUGCUGGCUGUUAUCAAUAGAACAAAUCCUGGAUCCGACCGCCAUACCAGAGGUAUUGCGUGCGAGUGUUUGCGAGAAUUGGAGAAAUCUUACCCUUGUUUGCUAUCUGAUGUUGCUGGUCAUUUGUGGAGCUUGUGCCAGAGCGAGCGUACUCAUGCUUCUCAGAGUUAUAUUUUGUUGUUCGCGACUGUGAUUUACAAUAUUGUGAAUCAGAAGCUAAGUAUUUCGAUUUUGAAUACUUCUGUGCCUUUAGUUCCGUUUUGUGUGCCUCAAAGGAUGCUGGGAUCUAGUUCUGGAUUGAAUAAGGAGGUUUCUGGGUUGAACUAUAAGGAGUUGAGAAGAGCAAUGGCGUUUUUGUUGGAGUGGCCAAGGGUUAUGACGCCUUCUGGGAUGAUGGAGUUUAUGGCAAUGAUAAUGCCGAUAGCUGUGGCCUUGGAGUUGCAGGCCUCUAUGUUGAAGGUGCAGUUUUUUGGGAUGAUUUAUUCCUUUAGUCCUGCUUUGUGCCAUACUGUUUUGAUGAUGUAUUUGCAUUUCUUUGAAGCCUUUGAUGGGCAAGAGUUAGAUAUAGUAAGAAGACUUAUCUUGGUUUCACGUGAAACACAGCAAUUUUUGGUAUUUCGCUUGCUUUCAGUCCAUUGGUUACUAGGUUUGUUGAAUAAGUUGGUAUUGGAUGGAGAGAUUGGGAAGAAGAAGUCAAUUGUGGAUAUGGGUUUUUUAUUUUAUCCAACCGUGUUUGAUCCACUUUCAUUGAAAGCACUGAAGUUAGAUUUACUUGCUUUUUGUUCCGUUUGUUUUGAAAUGUUGAAAGACAAAAGUGUGUCAGGAGAGGUUAUCGGGGAUGGGAAUCCUGCAGUGAAGCUAUUUGAAGAUGGUCUGUUUUCUGUUUCGGCUUUCAAAUGGAUGCCUUCAUGGAGCACAGAAACUGCAGUUGCAUUCCGUGUGUUCCAUAAGUUCCUGAUAGGUGCAUCUUCUCAUUCUGAUGCUGAUCCUUCCACCACUAGAAUUCUCAUGGAGUCCACCAUCUUUCGUACUUUAAAGAAGAUGCUAGUGGAUCUGAUGUUAGAGUUUCAAAGAUUGGUUCCAGUCACUGUUGCUUUCAUUGACCGCUUAUUGGGCUGUCAAAGGCAUUGUUGGUUGGGAGAGAGCUUGCUGCAAACUAUUGACAAUAAUUUGCUUCCAAGAGUCACUGUAGAUUAUAGAUUAGUUUCUUAUAUCCCAAUUUUGGACAGGAUUGCUGAGAAUGACACCAUACCUCCUCAUGGAUUGUUAGACUUGCUUACCAAAUUCAUGAUCUUUCUCGUCGAGAAGCAUGGCCCAGAUACUGGAGUUAGAUCUUGGUCUCGGGGUAGUAAGGUUCUUGGCAUCUGCCGAACUAUGCUGAGUCACCAUCAUAGCUCUAGGUUGUUCCUUGGUUUAUCACAUCUUCUUGCAUUCACUUGCCUUUACUUCCCAGAUUUGGAGGUUCGUGACCAUGCAAGGAUCUUCCUGCGCAUGCUAAUUUGUCUACCAGGAGCAAAGCUAAGAAGCAUACUGAACCUUGAAGAGCAAAUGUGUGGCAUUUCACCUUCUCCACAAUCAUUCUUCAAUGCUCAGACUCCUCGAUAUUAUGAUGAUCUCAAGAAAUCUGGGGGUAUCGCAUCCUACAUCCACCUUGAGCGGGUGAUACCACUGCUCGUUAAACAAUCUUGGUCAUUGUCUUUGUCACCUUUAGGGGUUGGUAGUACCAAAUUAGGUUUUCUGGACAGUAUUAGGGACAAUGAAGCCUCAAUGGAUGAAAUGGAACUCGAUAACAAUCUUCAAUUGCAGACUUUGUCAGAAACUGAUAGAAUGGUUCAGCCACAGGAGCCACUACGUGUGAUGGAUUCAAAAGUGUCUGAGAUUUUACAAAUACUAAGGAGGCACUUCUCAUGCAUUCCUGAUUACAGAUACAUGCCAGCUCUGAAAGUUAAAAUACCCUGCAGUCUAAGUUUUGAAUCCGAGCCUUUUAAUCAUGUAUGGGGAGGAGAGUCUCCUAGAAGUGGGUUAGAGGGAGUAGAUGCUCUCCCUGCCAUAUAUGCUACUGUGCUCAAAUUCUCAUCUUCUGCAUCUUAUGGAUCUAUUCCAUCAUGUCACAUACCUUUUCUUCUUGGCCAACCUUCUCGGAGCACUCAUUUUUCUGGUCAAACAGUUUCAUUAGAUAUUGUGCCUCUGGAAAAUGGUUCUGGAGAUGAUGAAACCUAUAAAGCUCCUCUAACAAUUGAAUUGGAACCGCGUGAACCAACACCUGGGCUGGUUAAUGUUUUGAUUGAAGCAAAUGCAGAAAAUGGUCAGAUCAUCCAAGGUCAGCUGAAGAGUAUCACUGUUGGCAUAGAAGACAUGUUCCUUAAGGCCAUAGCUCCCUCAGACAUUGCAGAAGAUGCAUUAGCUGGUUAUUACUCUGAGUUGUUUGACGCCUUGUGGGAUGCAUGUGGUGCUUCUUCCAACACUGGACGGGAGACUUUUCCAUUGAAGGGGGGCAAGGGGGUUGCAGCAAUCAGUGGGACCAGAUCAGUCAAACUGCUUGAGGUUCCAGCAGACUCUUUAAUUCAGGCUACCGAGCACUACCUGGCACCAUUUGUCGUAAGUGUAGUUGGUGAGCAGCUAGUUAGCAUACUGAAGGAUCAAGGAUUCAUUAAGGACAUCAUCUGGAAAGAUUCAACCCCAGAUUCUCUCCUUGAUGCAACUACCUCUGUUGCUGAAUUUGGUAGAGGCCUCCUCCAGCUUACUUACACUGGUGAUGAUGAUAAAGACGAGAAGGAAAGUCAUCCAAGUAUUACUGGAAGAAAAUUGGGUUUCAUUCAUGUACUGAUCUUCCUCCCUCCAAGGUUCCAUCUCCUGUUCCAAAUGGAAGUAUCUGAUAUUUCAACUUUAGUUAGAAUUAGAACUGAUUACUGGCCCUGCUUAGCAUACAUCGAUGAUUAUUUGGAAGCAUUGUUUCUGUCGUAGAAGAAUCAAGAGUGGUGCAGUUACAACUUGCACUGAGAAGAAGAUUAAUUUCUCAGCCACAUCUCUUGAUACUCAGCAAAUUUCUUCUAGAUUCUUUGCCUCAUAGUUUUGGAAAAAGGGAAUUCUUUUUGCACCCGGAAUAAUUUGUUGCUGAUGUGAAUAUCUCUACAAGCAUUUUGCUUGAUCUUAUAUUGAAAAUUCAAGAAAUGCAAUAUCUUUUUGGCAUUUUCAUUGUCAGGUGUCAACUGUGACAGAUUUUUUGCCUGAGCUCAUUAGUAUACUUUUAUAUCAAUACUCAUUUUCAUGAGCUUAUAUAUGUCUUCCUGUUGUUGUUUUAACUCAGUUGACACUACACUGAUUCUCUAGCUGCCUCUGUUUCUUUGAAGACUGAAAAUCUAGAAGGGUGGUUAAUGUGAGGAAGAACUAUGUUGGGCAGUGUGGGAUAAAACUCAAGAAAGCAAUAUUAUUAAU